UUUAGUCAGAUUCGAUUAUAAGAGAAAGCUUAGCUAAUUCGAUUGCAAUGACGCUCUACAAUGGAAGAUACUAAAGGAAUCUCUGAUCCGGAGAAUGGGAGUUCGAUUUACGGCGGAAAACCGCCGAAUCCUCUCUCCUUCUCUUCUUCCUCCUCCUCUUCCGCCGCCGCCUUAUACCGGCAGACCUUUGACGGCGACCGCGACCGCUUUUUGGCUCCCCCCAGGUCGCUGGUUCGACACCCAUCUCUCGUGAAGACAAAGGUGUCAGCUUUAUCUGUUGAGAACGAGUUUGUUUUAGACAAGGUUGAGUUUGUUCCCGUUAUGCGUUCCGGAGCUUGGUCUGAUAUUGGCUCCAGGUCCAGCAUGGAAGAUGCUUAUCUAUGCCUCGAUAAUCUCAUGGAUAGUUACGGUCUCAAGGACUCUGAGGAUGGACCGACCGCAUUUUACGGGGUAUUCGAUGGACACGGUGGGAAGCACGCUGCUGAGUUCGCGUGUCAACGUAUACCGAGGUACAUCGUUGAGGAUCAAGAGUUUCCUAGUGACAUCAAUAAGGUGGUUUCUUCAGCGUUUCUUCGAGCAGACGCUGCCUUCUCAGAGGCUUGUGCGUUGGAUGGGAGUCUCUCUUCAGGAACUACUGCUUUGGCUGCUAUUCUUACUGGAAGGUCGUUGGUUGUGGCAAACGCUGGAGAUUGUAGAGCAGUCUUGUCUCGUCAGGGGAAAGCCAUUGAGAUGUCAAAGGACCACAAACCCAUGAGCUGCAAAGAGAGGAGACGCAUCGAAGCCUCGGGUGGAUACAUAUACGAUGGGUAUCUGAACGGGCAACUCAAUGUGGCUCGUGCCAUCGGGGAUUUUCAUAUGGAAGGGAUGAAGAGAAAGAAAGACGGUUCUAACGGUGGACCUCUCAUUGCGGAUCCUGAGCUCAUGACAACUAAACUAACAGAAGAGGACGAGUUCCUUAUAAUGGGCUGCGAUGGGGUUUGGGAUGUGUUCAUGAGCCAGAACGCUGUUGAUUUCGCUAGGAGGAGGCUGCAAGAGCACAAUGACCCGGUUAUGUGUAGUAAAGAGUUGGUUGAAGAAGCUUUGAAGAGGAAGAGUGGGGAUAAUGUGACGGCGGUGGUUGUGUGCCUUCAGCCGCAGCCGCCACCGAACUUGGUUGCACCGAGGUUGAGGGUUCAACGGAGCUUCUCAGCGGAGGGUUUAAAAGAUUUGCAGAGCUACUUGGAUGACUUUGGGUGCUAAUUGGGGGGCGGGGGACAUGAGGAGGAUGGUGACGAAUGAUUUUUAAUUCUCUCUGUUUUGUUUUUGCUUUUGGUUAUAAAUUUUAUAGUUUUGGGUUUGUGGCGGUUUUGUUCUAUUGAAUUGUUACAAUUUGAGUAAGUUAUAACAUAAGGCGGCAUACAAUAAUAUCUUUGAUUGGUGGGAUUUGUUUUCUUCAUAAUUUCUAUGUUUUUUUCGUCAUCAGUCAACUAUCUUUCAUUUA
Molecule: messenger RNA, 1480 nt
Organism: Brassica rapa (field mustard)
Lineage: Eukaryota; Viridiplantae; Streptophyta; Magnoliopsida; Brassicales; Brassicaceae
Product: probable protein phosphatase 2C 22
Biological process (GO): protein dephosphorylation
Molecular function (GO): cation binding; protein serine/threonine phosphatase activity
Source: RefSeq, a predicted model, not a curated record